AUGAUUCAUGAUACCGUGGCAGUUUGCGGAUUUGAAGCUACAAUAGAUAAUAAAAGAAAAAUUAUAGGAAUAGUUAAAGAAGCUGAACAAGCCAAGAAGGAAUAUGAUGAAGCUAUAAAACAAGGUCAUGGUGCUUAUUUACUUGAAGAACAAGAUUCAGAAGUGUUCAAAUGUUCUGUUGGUAACAUUAAGCCCGGCCAAACAAUUGAAAUCCAAAUUAAAUACAUGAUUGAACUUAAACACGACGCAGAAACAGAUAGUGUUCGGUUCACUUUGCCGGCUACUAUUGCUCCAAAAUAUGGAUCGCAUAUUUUUAAUCACAAAAGGAUGCGUCUUUUCGAUAAAAUUUCAGAUUUGGAUUUUCCCCCUCUCGAGUCCAUGAAAGGUAGAUCUAUUGAGAAAGCAUCUAAAGCUCUUCAAUAUUUACUUCUUUCUAUUCCAGAAACCAUCAAAAAAGUUCAAAAAAUCACUGCAAAGGGUGGCACUCACAUUUAUGAAGCUUUAGAGUGGGUAUUUGAACAUUCACGUUCUGAUAUGCCAACAUCAGUUCUUCUGUUCUCAGAUUUUGAGACAUCGCAUGCAAGCCGAAUUGUUAAACUUAUAAAAGAUCAUCAAGAAAAAAAACACGAUUUAAGAAUAUUUUCAAUCGGAAUGAAUAAUAUUGUUUCAAAUCAUUUCAUUGAAUCCAUUGUUCGAGUCGGAAAGGGAUAUGCACAAUAUGUGUCCGAUUUAGAACAAAUGAACAGGAAAGCGAUGACCAUGCUUAGGAAUUCAUUAAAUCCGCCGAUCUCAGAUUAUGAAAUUACAUGGACCGUUGAGCCUAAUGAAGAAUCUCGGAAUAGUGGCCUCAAAGUUCAGCAAGUUCCAUUGAAAAUUCCAGAACUUUAUAUUGGCGUUCGUUCAAUAAUUUAUUGUAUUUUAGAAAAGGGUGUUAAACCAUGCGACCAAAUCACAUUAAAAUCAAAAUUUCAAGUUCCUUUAAUUGUUCCAUUAGAUCAAUCUCCCUUACAGGGAUCAAAAAUUCACACACUUGCUACCAAAAAACUUAUUCAAGAAAUUGAAUAUGGAAAUUAUUAUCCUAAUCAUGCAAAGAAUGAAGAAUAUAUUCGUAAACAAAUUGUGUAUUUGGCAAAAUCUUAUAAUCUUAGUUCCAAAUAUACUAGUAUUGAAGAUCAUGAAAAAAAGAAGCAAGAAAUUGAGAAAAAAUUGGUCACAGAAAAAUAUCAAAUACCUAAAAUGCAAAAUGCUUUUGGAUUUGAAGAUGAGCAUGAAAAAAAAUUAGCUAUAGAGCUUGAAAAACAAAAAAAUGAAAACCAAAAAGAUACGGAACUUAAAAAGGGUGGUGAGAAAAAAUUAAUAAUGGAAUUUGUGAAGGAACCCGAGAAUCAAGAUUCUGUAGAACUUGAAAAAAGAGAAAAGGCGAUGAUGAAUGAAAAAUUUAAAGAUCUCGAAAGACAAAAAGAAGUGGAAUUAAAAAAAGAAAUACUCAGAAAAGAAAACGAAAUAGAAAGACUAAAAAAAGCCGAACGCAAAAAAGGAGAUGACAAUAGUCUUCAAUUUCCUUCGGGCGAUUUUUAUAUAAAAUCGGCUAUUUCAUUGUCUGAUGUUUCUACUUCAUCCGCAUCCGCCCAAAACAUGGUAGUCGAUAUUAAACACAGUUUAUUCAUGCCUUGGUGUAUUGUCAAGGAUGGAACAAAAGCCAUUAUCGCCCAACAAAAGAACGUUGAUCAAGAUGGCCAUCAACUUUGGCGUCAUGAAAAUGGUUUGCUAAUUAACAAGCAAACAAAUUUAUGCCUAGAAGCGGAAUCAGGGACCUAUCUCAGUGUUCACCAAAAAAGAAAUUCGAAUCAAUCUAAUAAUCAGCGUUGGAUCCUUACCACUGAGGGACGUAUUGCGUUAAAAAAAAAUCCUAAAUUCGUGAUUGAGGUCCUCUUUAAAGGAACAGCUGUGAAAGAUGGAUUAUAUCUUACUCUCACCAAUUCUAAAUCGAAAAAAUUUAAAGACGACCUUAGGUCUAAAUUUGUUAUUGUUCAUAAGAAACCACGUCUUGAUUGUGCUAUUAUCGGUGUUAUUAGACUAGAAUUAAUAGGUGUUAAAAACAUCGAUUCUUCCUUUACUAAAGGAAAAUCUUAUAUUCGAAUUUUUAAUGAGGUUAGCAAAGAAACUGUUACGCAAACUAAAAUUAGUGAUAAUGAUUUGGAUCCGAUCUGGAAUGAAGUUCAUUAUCUUCCAAUUAAAAAUAUUGGCGACAAAUUCAUGUUCGAUGUGAUGGACUACUGUUCUAGUACGGAAGAUAAAUCUCUCGGAAAUUAUCAUUUUGAGGUUAAUCGAGAUUUUGUCAAAGAAAUUUCUGAAGCAAAAUUUUUCUCUCUUGAACCUCUUCCAAUACCAACACCUGAUUUUCUUUCGGACCUUAAGGAAAAUCCUUUUAAUUUUUCAACACUUUGCGUUAUCAUCGCUUUACAAGCACAAAAUGGGAGUUUUCCACCUUCAAAUACGUUAGCCAAUAUAUUUGGGUAUGAAUCACCAGUGAAGCUCUUCGAUUUAUACAAAUCACAUUGUUGCGAAGAUCGUGUCUUAAAUAUUGAUAAAACAGUAUGGACCACUA
Racocetra fulgida is the source of this 2608-nucleotide messenger RNA. The record is from the annotation of a GenBank genome assembly. Lineage: Eukaryota; Fungi; Glomeromycota; Glomeromycetes; Diversisporales; Gigasporaceae.